CUAUUUGAAGCAUCCACUACAAGACUAAGACGUAAACGAAUAUUAUAUUGCAAAUUAUCUAUUCAUUUAAACAAAAUUAAAUAAUCUUUUUGUAUUUGAGUCUCAUUAAAAUACAAAAUACAUCAUUGUAAACAAGUUAAGCGCAACAAGGAAUUAAUUGUAACUAAUGGCUCAAGAGGAUGACGAAGAGGAUUUAACAUUUAACGUCGAUGAAGUGCAACAGAUAGUAAGAGACAAUGUAGAGUUGUGUUUGGGCGGGAACGCUUAUAGUCACUCAAGAACGCCACAGUGGAUAACUAUAAUCACAGAGAAGACCUUAGCUCGAUUGAAUAAAUUAAACAAGCCUUACAAAUAUAUCAUGAGAAUUACCAUAACUCAGAAGAAUGGUUCCGGUUUGCAUACAGCCGCUGCGUACUACUGGGACAUCGCUACAGAUGGCACGUGCACAGUGCGUUGGGAAAAUAAGUACAUGUAUUGCAUUGUGAAUAUAUGGGCGCUUGCUCUUCAAAUAUAGAAACCCACGGCGAAUAACGUUAUUUUUAAUGUAUGAUGAUGAGACGACUAGGUGUUCGAAAUGUUUCGCAGAAGCAGUAUACCAAGCUUAAAUAAAACAAUUUGGUAAAGCACA
Bombyx mori (domestic silkworm) is the source of this 628-nucleotide messenger RNA. RefSeq names its product dynein light chain Tctex-type 1. NCBI's taxonomy places the organism in Eukaryota, Metazoa, Arthropoda, Insecta, Lepidoptera, Bombycidae. The transcript has 3 exons. Bases 167 to 514 code for a protein of 115 amino acids. The record is from RefSeq and is a predicted model, not a curated record. Gene Ontology annotation, molecular function: dynein intermediate chain binding. Gene Ontology annotation, biological process: microtubule-based movement. Gene Ontology annotation, cellular component: cytoplasm; cytoplasmic dynein complex.